ACGCAGCACAUACCGCAGACAGUGGCGCAGGCGCUCGGAAGCAGCACAGCCGGGGCGCACAGCGGAUCCAGAGCAGGUAGCAAGAAACUAUCAAAAGUCGAAACUUUGAGGAUGGCGGUGGAGUACAUCAGGAGUCUUCAACGCCUUCUGGAGGAGCACGACGGCGGCUCCGAGUCCAGUGGAUCCUCACCCAUUUCUUCGACGUCCUCCAAUUCGCCCGCGUGUGGUUCCGAGAACGGGAUCGGCUCCGAUUCCAACCUUCAUUCGGCAGAAAUGAGACUACGAGGUAGCAUCAGCGGAGAGAUCCGUCAUCAUGGCAGUCCACACAGAACUGACAUGCACCGGCAUCAACAUCUCAGGCAGAAUUCGAGCCCGACUUUCGUUCCAACGCCGUGCUCGGACGCGUCGAGUUCACCAACGCCAAGCUUCGUCUCGGAGACCUCGUCGGCCGGCAGUCAAGGUUACGGCACGUCAG
This is a messenger RNA of Linepithema humile (Argentine ant), 475 nucleotides long. Lineage: Eukaryota; Metazoa; Arthropoda; Insecta; Hymenoptera; Formicidae. The record is from RefSeq and is a predicted model, not a curated record.